Podospora pseudopauciseta is the source of this 2435-nucleotide messenger RNA. RefSeq lists its product as uncharacterized. Gene Ontology annotation, cellular component: eukaryotic translation initiation factor 3 complex; cytoplasm. Gene Ontology annotation, molecular function: translation initiation factor activity. Gene Ontology annotation, biological process: translational initiation. The record is from RefSeq and is a predicted model, not a curated record. The transcript has 3 exons. Bases 411 to 1841 code for a protein of 476 amino acids. Lineage: Eukaryota; Fungi; Ascomycota; Sordariomycetes; Sordariales; Podosporaceae.
UUACACCGAUGACUCUUCGCUGCGGCGAAGCUCAUGCUGUGCAGCUUGAUUCAAAGUGAUUCAUCAAAGUUGCAUCAAAGCGAUCGACAAAAAUGCACCAAUAGGAGCUUAUGCAGCUAAACCACCAACAAUUCUGCCAAUACUGUUUAAUUGCUUACUUGCACACCAAACCCUAAACCGGCGCUGCAGCUGCCAUAUCAAAAUUCACCGCUUUGUCCAGUGGCAGCCCCUCAAGCACAAAAAAUUGAGCCCCACCCCCGGCAGCAAACCAUUUCUGGGUCUUUUGCGACUGACGGCCACCACCACAAACCAGUCCAUCCACCCGCGACCCUACCACCGCCCCGACGAACCCCCCGCAAACCGACCCGUCGAUUUACAGUUCCGAGUUUGCCUGUCACGAGUUCGAAAUCAUGAGCGCCUUCCAGCAGGGUAUGGCCCCUAUCCGGGCCAUGGAGGACGAUAGCGAUGUUGAGGAGGAGGCCCUCGUCGCCGACUACCAGGAGCAGGUCCAAUACGGACAGGACGACGAUUUGGACGGCCUCGACCAGGCUGCCCUUGCCCAGGCUGCCGACGAUCUCCAGGCCCGGUUACUCCAGGCCGCUCAGCCCUUGGAUUAUCAGGCGACGCUCGAGGCCAAGUUCUCAAGCUACGACAACUACUGCAGCUUGUUCCACUACAUCCUUAAUUCGGAAGGCCCCGUCGAUCUCGAGCCUCCAUCGUACUACUGGGCCUGGGAUGUGAUUGAUGAAUUCAUUUACCAGUUCAACACAUUCUCCACAUACCGGGCGAGGAUCGCGCGGCAGGGAAACAACGAGGAGGAGGCUCAGCUUCUCAAGGAGAACCCAAACACCUGGGGUUGCUACAGCGUGCUCAACGUUCUCUACUCCUUGAUCCAGAAGUCUCAGAUCCAGGAACAGCUCCAGGCUACCAAGCGCGGUGAGGAUGCCGCCCUUGUCGCCGGUCCCUACGGAUCCAAGGCCCUUUACAAGAUGUUGGGCUACUUCUCGAUCAUUGGCCUCCUCCGGGUCCACUGCCUUCUCGGUGACUUCAGCCUCGCGCUUAAGACUCUCGACGACAUUGAGCUCAACAAGAAGGCCAUGUUCGCCCGUGUCAUGGCUGCCCACUUCACCACAUACUACUAUGUGGGUUUCUCUUACAUGAUGAUGCGCCGCUACGCCGACGCUCUCCGCAUGUUCAGCCACAUCUUGAUCUACGUCUCCAGGACCAAGAACUUCCAGAAGAACGCGCAGUACGAUAACAUCAACAAGAAGAGCGACCAGAUGCUCGCUCUCAUCGCCAUCUGCGUUGCCUUCCAGCCCACUCGUCUGGAUGACAGCAUCCACACCGCCCUCCGUGAGAAGUACGGCGAGCAGCUCCUGAAGCUCCAGCGUGGCGGCCCCGAGUCCCUCCCCGUCUUCGAGGAGCUCUUCCGCACUGCGUGCCCCAAGUUCAUCUCUCCCGUACCUCCCAACUUUGAUGCCCCCGAGAGCAACAUCGAUCCCAUUGAGCACCACCUUUCCAUCUUCAUGGAGGAGGUUAAGACCAACAUGUUCAACCCCACCAUCAAAUCUUACCUCCGUCUUUACACCACCAUGGACCUCAAGAAGCUGGCUGGUUUUCUGGACGUCAAGCCCGAGGAGCUCCGUUCUAUCCUGCUUGUUAACAAGCAGCGCAACAAGCAGAUCCGGUGGAACGAGGGUGCUCUUUUGGAGGGCGAGUGGGUUAACACCAGCGACCUCGACUAUGCUCUCCAAGGUGACCUUAUCCAUAUCUCGGAGGCCAAGAUGGGCCGCAAGCUCGUUGAUUGGUAUCUCCGCAACCUCUCGCGCACUUAUGCAUGAAGGAGCAAUAUCACACCGCAGGGACCAGGGGUUUCGGCUGAGAUGGGAAUGACACAAAAUGGAUAUUUCUCCAUUGGGUCAUACUGAUACCCAGUCUGCUGUGUACAUCUCACCAGGGAUUUAUGUAGGGCACGGUAACGGAAAGACAAAAGCAGGGAGCUGGAUGGGCGGGGUGGAUUAACGCACGCAAGGUACCUUUUCUGUGGUUUGCAGCAUUGCAUAUCAGGCGUCAAAAUGGAAAGCUUUUUUUUUCUUUUUUUCUUCGCCUGAAAGGGAGGCACGAUAUGCAGCACAUACCAUGACAACGCGCGCGGCGGGUAGACGGUAUGGAACGGAGGGAAACAUUUAAGAAAAAGGGGGCCUCCGAAAAGUCCGGUCGAGGGAAGACAAGACUGGCCGGCGGCCGAGUAUACCCCGAGGUAGUUUGAAGGAUCGCCGGUUUCCCUGGAGAUAAGAGCCACGGCAGGAAUGGAGAGCGGUGAUAAGCGGCUUUUCGGCUUGUGUGGUAUGUUUCUGGGGAAGUAAGCAGGGUGCUACUAUUAUAUGGUACCAGCUUCGGACAGCGAUCUUUAAUACGAUGUGGAUUUGAAAGCA